GUAGAGCAGUAGUGAAUUAACAGGGCAGAGGUGACCAGACAAGCACCCCAAGAUCAACCCCAUCCCCUGCCCCAGCUACGAGGUGGACCCUAGAGCCCCACCACCACCACCGUGAAGUGCUCCCUGCCACGAGGUGCCUCAGAGGGCCCUGCCCUGGGCAGUCCCUGUAAGCUUAUGCCAAGGUGGGCAAUGUGUCUCAAGGCUCUACUGAGAAUGCCCCCUAGGACUCCCCUCCAGGGGAGAGGCCCCUGUACCCACACCCAGACAGUAUCUGGGGAGGCUGGGUCUUCCUCCUGAGUAGUUCUGGCCCAACCCUUCAUGGCUGAGGGAGGGCUGUGUGGCCCAAAGGAGGGAAGUCACUUCACCUGGAAGUGGUAGUCUCAGGCUUGAGGCUAGAACCCAGGUGUGGGGACCUGAAUGCAGCCCUGUCCUGUGUAUACCUUGCUGCCCUUGGGGCCACCUCAGGUGAGCUCAGGUGCACAGGGGCAGGCUGCGUGGGCUGGGGGCUCCGCCCUGACCCCCACCCCCGAGGCAGGCUCCUCUGGGCUGCGUGGGGCAGAGUAGGCAGGCAGAGCGGGCGGAGCGGGGGAAGCCCCCAGGCUGGCUCACGCCAUUGUCGGAGGGCCCAGCAAGGCGCCGAGAGCCAUGGAGUUGCGGCUGGGGGGCUACACGGCAGCGGUGGCUGCGGUGAGUGGGAGCACAGUAGAGGGGGUUGAACGGCCUGACUUCAGGCCCGGGUUGCCGGCUGUGAAUGAAGGGGCCCAACUUCCUUGGGAAGUGUGCCAACACCACCACCACCCUCCCUUUCGACUUAGAGACUCAGCUAGUUAGAGGCUUACCCGGGCGGGGCCCUUCCGCUGAAAGGAAACCUCCGCCCGGAGCCUGGAGGGGUAUAGGGGCCCCAAGCAGGGAAAGAUCUAGGUCCCCCACCUUAGAAAGAGCCCGAGUGGGGAUGGGGCUGCCUGAGCCUGCUCCGAUGAUCUAGUGGAGGAGGGGAAAUGUGCUCAGAGCUGCCGGAGACCUCUGCUCUGCUGCUCCGAGCCUGGUCUGCGCCCGGCGAGGGAAGCUGGCUUUCCCCACAUUUCCUGCAUCCACGGGCACCUCUUCUCAAGAGCCCGAGAAGUGGGCUGCUCUGUGGGCAAGUGUGGGGCCCCUUGAGGUGGGGGAGACAGGGCAGGGCCUGUGCAGCAGCCCUGCUGGAGUGAGCAGUGCCCUUCCUCCAGGUCCUACUCCUGGCACUGCUGGGCGCCCAGGGCCAGCACAGCACUCCUGCUCCUAGGUGCAACUGUGCCUACAAUUUCCAGAAGAGGAACGGUCUGUUCUGUUGCAAAGGCUGUCCAGCAGGGCACUACCUGAAAGGCCCCUGCCUGAAGCCCUGUGGUCCGGCCAUCUGCCUUCCAUGCCCCUGGGGUACCUUCCUGGCCAGGGAGAACCACCAUGAGACCCGCUGUACCCGCUGCCAGGCCUGUGACGAGGAGGGUGGCCCUGAAGAACUGCUCGAUGGUGGCGGACACCCACUGUGGCUGUGAGCCAGGCUGGUUCCUGGAGUGCUUGGUCAAGCCCUGCAAGGCUGGCUCUCCCUUCCGCUGCCAUCCAUGCUCAGACUGCAGGGCUCUGCACCGCCACACACGGGUGCCCUGUUCUGCCAGAGAUAGCGACUGUGGGACCUGCCUGCCUGGCUUCUAUGAAUAUGGCAACAGCUGCGUGUCCUGCCCCACGAGCACCCUUGGGAGCUGUCCUGAGCCAUGUGUGACUAUCUGUGGCUGGAGGCAGAGUAGGUGGUGUGCUGGGAAUUUAAGCAGGAUGGCUGGGAUGGGCCAAGGGGAAUUUGGGGGUGGGGGUUUACUACUCACCACUCACCAGCUGUUCUCAGUGUUCUGGGUCCAGGUGCUUCUGGCUGGCCUGGUGGUCCCACUCCUGCUUGGUGCUACCCUGACUUACACAUACCACCGCUGCCAACCUUGCAAGCCCAUGGUUCCUACAGAUGAAGCUGGGAUGGAGGCCUUGACUCUACAGGCCACCCAACUCUCAUCCAGGGAGAGCGCGCACACCCUUCUAGUGCCCCUCAGCAGUAGUGAGAAGAAGGUCCGCGCUGUCCAGUUGGUGGGCAACGGCUGGACCCCUGGUUCCCCCCAGAGCCAGGAGGCGCCUUGUCCGGAGGUGACAUGGCCCUGGGACCAGAUGCACAGCAGAGCUCUUGAGCCGCUGCCGCCGCCUUCGCCAGCGCCCCCUGCAGGCUCCGCGGCCGCCACGCUCCAGCCGGGCCCGCAGCUCUACGACGUGAUGGACGCGGUGCCCGCGCGGCGCUGGAAGGAGUUCGUGCGCACGCUGGGGCUGCGCGAGGCGGAAAUCGAGGCCGUGGAGGUGGAGGUCGGCCGCUUCCGCGACCAGCAGUACGAGAUGCUCAAGCGCUGGCGUCAGCAGCAGCCCGCGGGCUUGGGCGCCGUCUACGCGGCGCUGGAGCGCAUGGGGCUGGACGGCUGCGCCGAGGACCUGCGCAGCCGCCUGCAGCGCGGCCCGUGACUCGGGGGCCCCUGCGGAAGCCCUAAGUACGGUUACUUAUGCGUGUAGACAUCUUAUGUCACUUAAUAAGCUCCCGGCGCGGCCCUGCGUAGCAGCGCCCAGCGCCCUCCCCGCCGCGCGACCCCGGGCUUCUGGUCAAGGCCGAGAGGCCGACGGCUCAGCGGUGCCUGGGCCUGACCUCGCUGAGGCCCUCAUAUUAAAUCUGUGAAGGAAAA
Molecule: messenger RNA, 2738 nt
Organism: Canis lupus familiaris (dog)
Lineage: Eukaryota; Metazoa; Chordata; Mammalia; Carnivora; Canidae
Gene: TNFRSF25
Product: TNF receptor superfamily member 25
Exons: 8
Coding region: 1438-2523 (361 amino acids)
Biological process (GO): signal transduction
Cellular component (GO): plasma membrane
Molecular function (GO): protein binding
Source: RefSeq, a predicted model, not a curated record